Messenger RNA from Fundulus heteroclitus (mummichog), 628 nucleotides. Its product is annotated as protein turtle homolog B-like. The transcript has 3 exons. The record is from RefSeq and is a predicted model, not a curated record. NCBI's taxonomy places the organism in Eukaryota, Metazoa, Chordata, Actinopteri, Cyprinodontiformes, Fundulidae. The coding region runs from base 281 to 628 and encodes 115 amino acids.
GAGAGAGAGAGGGAGAGAGAGAGAGGGGGGCAAAAAACGGCUCCGUGUCUACUACAAACGCGGCGGUGCAGGUGUUCUGUCUCUUCGGCGGAGGAUGCGGACGGAAGGACGGGGGAGGGAAGAAGGGAUGAAGGCAAAGCAGCAGCGCCGCGGGGAGAGAGAAUAAGACGUGCGAUGAAAAGGGGGCUUGCGCCGAGAGUCCGAGAGGUGCAAGGUCGAAUAUGAGCGAUUGGUCGAACGGGGCACUUUUGCGUGGUAAUAGCUGGUCGGCAAUAGUACUAUGAUUUGGUAUGUGGCCACUCUGAUAGCAAGUGUAUUCAGCACCAGAGGAACGGCCGCUCAAGGUGCCCACGGCGUGAGAGAGGAGCCCCGGUUUGUGACGGCGCGCGCUGGAGAGAGCGUGAUCCUGGGGUGUGACGUGUCCCCUCCCCUGGAUGGCCAGCAGCCCCCCUAUGUGGUGGAGUGGUUUAAGUUUGGAGUGCCUAUCCCCUUCUUCAUCAACUUCCGCUUCUACCCUCCUCAUGUGGAUCCAGAGUAUACUGGCAGAGCCUCUCUUCAUGGAAGGCGUCGUUGCAAAUUGACCCAGUGCGCUCUGAGGACCAGGGCUGGUACGAAUGCAGGGUCCUGA